AUGCCGGCUUUGAGGUCGCGGAGCAAACGCUUUGCACAGACGUCAGAGCCUGCUUCACAAGAAAAGGGAAAUAGUACGAAAAUCAACCAGUCAACGUCAAUCGUUACAAAUUUGUCCAGCAGGACUGAAGAAAUCACAGAUCUCGUGCACCAUGACUAUACCAAGGUUUCAGUCUCAUCCGCUGCGAAUAUCACACCUGCGGAGAUUCUAUUGCAAAUCUACUCCCUGUUGACACCCCGGGAGUUUGACAAUGCGCGACGAACUUGCUCCCAAUGGAUGAGAGUCAGCUUGAAUGCAGAUUUGUUGGAGACCAUGUUGAAGCGAGCAGGCUGGUGGGAAGCAUGGCAGCAAGAUAGAAUAACACGACGGCUUUACCGUCCAUCCAGCUAUGAGAGUCGAGUCUGGAGGAUGAGCAAACGAUUUGCGACAGAGUGUUUGCUGUCCGGGAGAAGAGAGACUAAGAAACUGGCUUUUGUCGCAACGGGAUCUGUCGAUUUCUCGCGGCUUGCUAGCGGCUUGCAAAGGCCAAAACCCCGUGGAGCUGUAGCCUCCCUGGACCGAAAUCUUCAUAGCACCUCGACAUUCAACGUCAGCAGCUGUGGCAGGUUUCUUUUGACUACGGCAGGCUGCGUGGUUUAUGUCUUCCAUCUCCUCGAUAGAAGAUCCAGAUCCAUGUCUUCGACAGAGCUUGCGGAUUCCAAUGUGAUACCGAUAACCGGUAUCUCUUGUCAGUUUGAAGUAUUAUCGGCGACAAUUGAUACAACUGUAUCUCCGUUUGUCAUCGCUGCCUUAUUACGCAAUCGAGCUGGUAUGGUCUGCGACUUGGACAUAUCAAACAUCGCCGAUGUUGCAUCCACUGCUGGCUCAGUGGAUGUAUCGGAAUCCUUGUCAUCCAAACCAUCCAAGCAUAAUCUAUACUCGAUGCCGGCCAGCAAUUCAACUCCACACUACUUCUAUGAUGUUUGCUCAGAAGACCACCCUCCACGAACAAUCGCCCUAUGUCCAGGUCGUCGGUGCGUGGCUUUCGGUUGUGCAGGAGGCAUCGAAAUACACUGGGUCGACGAAGAAACCCAGAAAGACCAACGUCGACAUUUUCCCAUGUCCCAGCCAUCCGAAAUCCUACACUUCCUACCAAACUCGCCCAAAAUACCGACAGAAAUGCGCCUUAUCUCUUCACUCGCAGGUCCCGGCGUCCACGAGUGCGCAUGUCGACAAUCCCCAUACCCCGACCAUCCCAAGAAAUGCCAAUUCAACUUCCCCGGCGACUCAAGAUCAACUCGCAAUCCCCCAAACACCCCAUCUCUCAGCCUCGUCCGCGCAACACACUGCCACCACUACCGCGCCAUGCCCAUAAAUGACGGCUACCACAUCAUCUUCAUCGAACCACGCACUGGCCUCCUCUGCAUCGGAUCCGACGCCCCAAUCGGCGGCCCAACAAGUCUCACCCGCGCCUUCGUCUGCAUCCCUCCCAACAAAGACCAAGACCAAACGAACAGGCCCCGCGUCCCAACUGCCUUCGCCGUCGCCUCAGAUCUACGCUGGGGCCUCCGCGUCGUAGCCGCAUACCAAGAUCGCUUAGUCCUCUACUCAAUCCCCUUGGACAUCCUAACAAUCAUCCGCAAAGAGCGCGAGCGCCAACAGGAUGGUAUAAUGGGAGAUGAUCCAGCACUCACAGCAUCCUCCUCCGAGCCCCGUCAACGCCGCGACAAUCUCUUCCAGCAUGAAAACGGAGACUGGGAAUUUCUCCUGAGUGCACGCUCCAAACCACCCGCUACGAUGUGGCCGUUCAAAACGCAUGGUAUGGAAAUCGGCUACAUGGACAAUAUCGUCGAACUCGCUCUACAGUCCUCAAAUGGAGGUGCACGCAUCUGGGCCUUUGAUUCAUCUGGCCAUGCACGGAUAUUCGAUAUCAAUACAUUCACGUCAUCCCAGUCACAAUCUAAGUCCAAGUUCAAGUCCCCAACGGCCCUCCCAAUGAAACAAGCCACCAUAGCCUCAGACGGCAGUAUCAUAUCUGCGUUAAUAGCCGAGCGAACCACAAGUUCCGUACCCGUGUCCAUGGCCGGGGAUGGAGCCGGAGCUAGAGCCGGAUCUCGGAAACGCAAGGCAUCAGCACUAGAUGAAUUUGUGGGGCGAUAUGGUACAAGUCGAUAUGUGCCAUAUAGAAGCUUGGAUGGUCUACAACCUGUCAAUGCGCUUCGAAUUCAAGAGGAAGACUUUUCUCUGCGAAGACCUUCCUUUGCGGCUUGUAUUGUUGAUUUCAGGAUUCCUGAGCUUGGGAUGAGGGAUGGGGGGUGGGAAUGA
This is a messenger RNA of Penicillium odoratum, 2304 nucleotides long. RefSeq lists its product as uncharacterized. The record is from RefSeq and is a predicted model, not a curated record. The transcript has a single exon. Lineage: Eukaryota; Fungi; Ascomycota; Eurotiomycetes; Eurotiales; Aspergillaceae. Gene Ontology annotation, molecular function: protein binding. The coding region runs from base 1 to 2304 and encodes 767 amino acids.